AUUCUGAAUAUUCGACUGAAAAGUUGUCUCUGACUUUAUUGAUAUAACAACAAGCUGACGUUUAAAUUUAACCCUAUUUUUUGAGCACCGAUAAGUUUAUUCUUGUUAAGCUCACUUCCAAUAGGGUAUUAGUGACAUUUCCGUAUCAGUGCAACUACAAAGCCGACUGAAACGCUCCUGGAAAAUGUGAAUGCACUUAAGACAGUGGAGUAUUUUUAAAUACGCCAAUACUAGAAUUUUCCAGUUCUACGUAACACGUAAUCCUGUAUCCACAACAAUGUCUCGACCGGCUCGUUAUAUCGUUAAUGAACUAGAGGACUACAAUGGCCAAGACGUGGCCGCAGAAGUGGUUGGCCAGAAGAAAGAACUGAUGGAAAUCGUUCGUGAAAUUUCUGCAAAACAGUAUGCUUCUGAAUCAACAGCGGAAGGUGGUUUGUAUGUUGGAAUAGCUGGAAUUGCAUACACUGCUCUUCACUUGAGCCGUGUCAGCCAACUGGAAAAUGAACGACGUGACUUGAUUUUAUUCGGUCUACAAUACUUGGGACCUGCAUUAACGCAUGCGGAUAAAUCUAAAGAUUCAAACAAGGAAAAGUCCUCAUUUCUCCUUGGUAAUGCAGGGAUAUAUGCCGUUGCUGCAGCUCUAUUUAGAGCCUCAAAAGACAAUACGCGGGCCAUGAGCUAUGUAAAACGUUAUUUAGAAGGAGCCCAAAAUUGCAAGUCACUUAAUUUUCUCCCAAGUGGUGGAGAUGAAUUAUUUGUAGGACGUGCAGGCUAUCUUUUUGGAGCACUGUGGUUGAAUAAUCAAUUUGAGAGCCAGAUAGUGCCUUUGAAAGAGAUACACGAAAUAGCACAAGUGAUAGUACAAUCUGGACAAAGGUAUGCGACAGAUCAUGGCAGCCCUUGUCCACUGAUGUACUCUUACUAUGACACUGAGUAUUUGGGAGCUGCGCAUGGACUGUCGUCUAUUCUCCAGAUAUUAAUACAGAUACCAAAAUUUUUGGAAUCAAAUCCAACAGUGGAAAAACUUGUUCAAACGUCUGUUGAUUACCUACUCGGAUUACAGACUAAGUCAGGAAAUUUUCCAUGUGCUACAGAUGAGCUUGAUCGACGUUCAAGAGCUGAAAGUGAUGAACUAGUUCAUUGGUGCCACGGGGCACCAGGCGUCGUCUAUUUGAUGGCAGCAGCUUAUUUGCACUGGAAAGAUGAGAAAUACUUAGACUCCUGCCUAAAGUGUGGGGAAAUCACUUGGAAGAAAGGCCUACUCAAAAAAGGUCCAGGAAUUUGUCAUGGAAUAGCAGGAAGUGGUUAUGUGUUUUUGUUACUGUAUCGGUUAACACAGGAUCCUAAGCACUGGCAUCGAGCUGCUGCAUUUGCAAAUUUCCUCACCUCCGAUGAUUUUUAUCAGAAUGCACGCAGGCCUGAUAGUCCCUACUCUUUGUACGAAGGAUUUGCAGGGACGGCAUGUUUUUUAGCUGACCUUCUCGAGCCAGAGAGAGCUCAUUUUCCUUUCCAAGAUGUAUUUUAAAUUCUGAUAAUUUCAGAUAAUAUUCUUAACUUAUGACAUGUUGCAUUAGGUAUGAUGAUGUUAGCAAAUCACUCAAGCAAUAAACUUACUGGUUAUUUUGAUGUACCUCGUAUUUUUUAUUAGUUGUAUAUAUAUUUUACCCGGUUGACAGUUGUAAAAUUUUAAUAAAUUUUCUUAAGAUAAUUUGAAACAUGAAACGUUGCAUGGAAUCUCGAGCUUUCCUCACAAUCAGUCAAUUUUCCCACCACUGUAGGCAGGAGGUCGGGAUUUUCAAAUCGGUCUCAACCAAGCGGUAUGAGAAGUGGAUUUCCGCCGGAUGCUUGCAUGUAGUACCGAUUGGCCCUCCAGUGGUGCCUCUGACAUCUUACAUCAACCAAGUUCGUGGCGAAACCGCAAUAUAGCUUUCUUUAUGUGACCAGCGGCCGUGCUUGCUGGAUUUAUUUGGCGAAGUGAAUUGUGGAGCUUGUUGUAUCCACCCAUAUUUUAGGGCAUCCAGCCAUAAGUGUUAAAAAAUAUGGUGCAAAA
This is a messenger RNA of Athalia rosae (coleseed sawfly), 2050 nucleotides long. RefSeq names its product lanC-like protein 3 homolog. Gene Ontology annotation, biological process: carbohydrate metabolic process; peptide modification. The transcript has a single exon. The record is from RefSeq and is a predicted model, not a curated record. Bases 191 to 1525 code for a protein of 444 amino acids. NCBI's taxonomy places the organism in Eukaryota, Metazoa, Arthropoda, Insecta, Hymenoptera, Athaliidae. Gene Ontology annotation, cellular component: plasma membrane.